AUGGCGUCCGACCGGGCACGUUUCUCCCUGCUGCUGGCAGCCCUACUCCACGUUCACCUUCUGCUGGCCCUUGGUGGCGGUCGGGUCGAUGCCGCUGACCCCGUCGGAACCGGUGGCCCCUCGAUGGUGCACGUUGGCGAGGACGCGCUGCUGACCUGCGUCGUGAUGACUCCCUUCAACAACGACACCGUCCUCUGGCGCAAGGGCCCUCACGAGAUCCUGUCGGCCGGCAUGAACCGGGUCACUGGCGACCGCCGGAUCAGCGUCCUCCACGACGACUCCCCCAAAGGCAGAACUCCCCUCGGCGGUGACGUAUGGGUGCUGCUCAUUAAGGAAACACGUGUCAACGACUCGGACGUGUAUGUGUGCGAGGUGAACAGUGACCCGAUCGUAAGGAGUUUCCACCCGCUGACAGUGCGCCAGGCGAAGAAGAAAACGGCCUCCAGCCGGAACGCCACGGAUGCGGCCGGUGCGUCGACCACGGCCCCGCCGGAACACUCGGAAGCGGGCGUCACCUCCGAGGAGGAGGAGGACUCCGACUCGGACACGUACGCCGACUCCGAGGAGGACGUCAGCCCGGACGGCGUGCCGCUGGUGACGCACGACUUCACCGACUGCUGCCACGCGAACAACGUGUCCGCCGGCUGCAUGGGCUUCUGCGUGCUGCACAACAUCCUGGACGGGUCGGCCGGCGUCGAGCCGGAGCAGUGCGAGCGCGACUUCCCGAACAUCGUGCGCUGUAUGGCGGACGGGCGGAAUCACGUGCCGUGCUGCGUGGAGAAGGGCAUCCCGGACCUGUGUCAGGACAUGUGCCGGGGCGAGUACACGCCGUUCACCGAUCUGCUCAAGUCGCGCGUCUCCUGCGUGCAGCACACCCUGCCCGGGCUGCAGUGCAUUCUGGACAACAUCCAGCGCCUGCCGUCGGAGCCGCAGUCGGUGUCGGUGGAGCCGCUGACCGAGCGCUCGCUGCAGGUGAGCUGGAUGGCGCCGGAGAAGCUCGGCGGCAGCGUCAAGUUCUACCAGCUCAACGCCACCCGGCUGCACGCCUUCGACCAGGACGCGCUCGCCAACGCCACCGACGCCAAGGACGGGCUGGUAACGCUGCAGGUGUCCGCCGACCAGACCACGGCCGUCCUGUCCAACCUGAUGCCGUUCACGAUGUACACCGUCACCGUGAGUGCGCACAACGAUCACGGCUCCAGCCUGCCCAGCAUGCGCAUCCGCGCCCUCACACUCGAAAGUGGCGUCGUCAGCAAGCAAACCAGCGUCGCCGUGGUCCCGGUUCUUCCAGAUGUUCGAGGAUGUUGCGUGAAGAAGGGCAUCACCCACAAGGUGUGCCUGGAGAAGAUGUGCGACCCGGUGAAGGCCGACUUUACCGAGGUGCCGGACCUGAUGGUGUGUGCCCCGUGGGCCAACAUCACCUUCGCCUGUCUGGCGAACAACAUCGAUCACACGCCGUGCUGCAAGAGCCGCGGCAUUCCCGAGGGCUGCCUGUCGUUCUGCUCCGGCACGGUGAAGGCACUCAACCACAACUACUUCAAGUGUCUACAGUACAUGUCCGAGUACAGCAGCUGUCUGCUGCAGGGUUACGGCGUGCUGUCCGGGCCUCCGUCAAAGCUGAAGGCGCCACUGAUCGCAAGCCACUUUGUGGUGUUGGAGUGGAAGCCACCGAAGAUCCUACCCGACACGGUGACCGCGUACCACCUGCACUACCGGAAACUGGGCAGCGGCGAGGAGUACACCGUGCUGGAGAAGGACCAGGCGCCGGUGAUUGUGGAAGAUCUGGAGGCGGGCACCUACUACGAGGCGUUCGUCGUGGCGGUGAACGCACACGGCAAGGGUGGACCGUCACCUCGGCUGGUGUUCCAGACCAAGCGUGAUCUGCAGCUGGAUCCGCCUCAGGCGUUUUACAACAUUUCCGCCUGCUGCCACGCGUCCGGGCUUCUGCCCCAGUGUAGUCCACUCUGCAGCUACGACGCCAAGAUGUCCGAUAUCCAGAAGUUGGGCAACACCUGCCGCGGACAGAUCGGAACGAUCGUGCGUUGCAGCGCCGGUGGACGCGAUCACACGUCCUGCUGCAGUCGCCGAGCCGUGCCACCAAAGUGUCAAUCGCUCUGUCGAGGAGUGAUCACCAGCUCACCGGCCGAUUGCCUACCGUUCGCUGGGAACAUCAUCCAGUGCUUCGAGGAAGGCAUCGGGCAUAUACCGCCGCCGGUGGAGGAUCUGCACGUCACCUCUGUCACCAACACGUCGAUUUCGCUCGCCUGGGUCCCGUCGGAGAUGGAGCCGAACAACACGGAACUCAAGGCGGCCGACUACCUCGUCCAGUACGGCAAGGUGAACAACAUGACCAUGUACGAGACGGUGAUCAAGCUGGAACACGAACUCAACACCACCGAGACGGACAUCGAGCUGAAGGAUCUCGAACCGAAGGCACUCUACCGCAUCACGGUUGUCUCGCGCGGUGAGCACGGCACCUCGUUGCCCUCCUCGAUGCUGCUCAUCAACACCUCGCGCACCGACUCGGCCAGCACGGUGUACGGAGCGCCAUCGCCACCGCACUCCCUCACAGUUUCUGCCCACAGCGCCACCUGGAUCACGGUGGCCUGGCAGCCGCCAGAGUUCUCCCAUCCGCACGAGAGCAUCACCUACCGCGUGAUUCACAAGGUCGCGAACAACUAUACCGUCAUCGACACGCGGCUGCUGUGGGUGCGCGUCAACAACCUGCUGCCCAACACGCAACACAUCGUCUACGUGGUAGCGAUCGGCGCCAAGGGGACCAGUUUGCCCUCCGAGACGCUCGUUGCUUGGACGGACCCAGCAUUGCCAGCGUAUGUCGAUCCCCCAACGGUGCACCCAUCGGACAUCAUCUCCGAGGGUGGUUCGAUGACGAUCCUCUGCCUGGCGAUGGGCAACCCGGCGCCGACGAUCUCGCUCUACGUCGGAGGUCACCUGGUACGGCAGGACACAUCCCGGCACAUGAUCACCGUCAUCCACAACGUCACCACCGACAUGGAGCACAUCUCCUGCUACGCCGACAACGGCUACGGCAUUCCGAUGCAGGCGGCCAAGAAGGUCAACAUAAGCUUUGCGCCACGGAUACAGGCGUCGGGCAUUUUGGUCGCCUCGAUGGGUGACUCGGUCGAUCUGAAGUGUACUAUCCGCGCUCGACCGAUUCCGAAGACGAUGUUCUGGCGCGAUCAUGAUGGACGGGUACCGGUUAUACAGGGUGGUAAUUACGUCAUGUCGAUGACGAAUGAUGUCGAUGAUAACGCACUGUACGUGAUGACGUUGACGAUCAACAAGCUCAGCCCGCAGGACGUCGGUGACUACUUCUGUCACGCGGAGAACGCACUCGGAUCGUCCACCCGGGCCGUGUCGGUGCGUAUACGCAAUACGGCUGCUUCGUUCAACACCUCGGAGUGCUGCGUGGCGCAGAACGUGUCGUCCGCGUGCAUGAGUGCGUGCUCGUUCUACAUCGACAUCGAGAGCGUCAUCGAUCGGCCCGAGUGCAUCGUGGACUUUGACAAGCUGAUGCGUUGCGCUGCCGACGGGUCCGACCAUCGCGGCUGCUGUGCCUCGAAGGAAGUGCCGAGACGCUGCCUGAACUGGUGCCGAGGCGAACCGAUCACCCCGCCCGGCAUCUGCGCCCUCCAGUACACCCGCACGAUCGUCGGUUGCUUCCAGGAGAACCGAGACCGACUACCGGGUCCACCGCAGAACUUGAAGGUGCAGGUCCUCAGCGACGAGAAGGUUCAAAUCCGAUGGGAUCCACCGGUGAAGAACCCGACCACGGUCGAGGGUUAUCGCGUGUUCUGGCAUGACCUCGAGCCGGUCUCCGACAACCUCUCGAACGUGAUCAACGGCCUCGCGACGAGUCGGCUCGAUGCGAAGGAAACGAGCAUCGUCCUCGAGGGCCUCAGGCCGAACGUCAUGUAUGAGCUGGUGAUCAAGGCCGGCAACCACCUGGGCGCCAGUGUCCUGUCCGAGCCGCUCCACUUCACGCUCGGAGACCACCACAUCACGAGUGCGUCGCACGCCACCAACGCGGGCGUCGUCAGCGGCAUCAUCGCCGGGCUGAUCGCCAUCGUCCUGGCCAUCGCGGCUCUUUUCGUCGUGAAGCGGCGAAAGUUUGGCCAGAAGCAGGCGAACGGAGGUGUCGCGUUCGAAAACCCGAGCUACCUUCGGGAGAUGAACGUCGAGCACGUGCAGAUUCCCGCCGUGUCCGGGCAGACCGUCGGCAAUGGGGCGGACUGGCGCCAGGAGUCGCUGCACGCCGCCAACGGAACGGCCACGACCGGGCUCGGCCACGACAACGCCGUCGUCCCGAUGGCGACCGAGGUCAACCCGUCGCUGUACGAGGAGCUCAAGCUCGGCCACGAUCGGGCCGGCUUCAAGCGGCUGGUCUCCUAG
This is a messenger RNA of Anopheles coustani, 4413 nucleotides long. Its product is annotated as Ig-like and fibronectin type-III domain-containing protein 1. The record is from RefSeq and is a predicted model, not a curated record. Lineage: Eukaryota; Metazoa; Arthropoda; Insecta; Diptera; Culicidae. The transcript is spliced from 11 exons. The coding region runs from base 1 to 4413 and encodes 1470 amino acids. Gene Ontology annotation, molecular function: protein binding.